Molecule: messenger RNA, 4947 nt
Organism: Dicentrarchus labrax (European seabass)
Lineage: Eukaryota; Metazoa; Chordata; Actinopteri; Moronidae
Gene: txndc11
Product: thioredoxin domain containing 11
Exons: 13
Coding region: 220-2826 (868 amino acids)
Source: RefSeq, a predicted model, not a curated record
GUCAUUGUUGCGGAAGUGAAAAGUCUACGUGGGGAAGAAAGGUUGGUCUGACCGCGUUUGAAAACCUUACACACCAGCAGCGCCGAUGUCCAAUCCAGGUUAGCUGUGUGUCCCCCUUGCCGAAACCCGUCUUCCUCCCCCGCCCCCCGUUAGUCAAAUGGACGCGGUGAGCAGCAGCCGGAGCGUAUAAAUGGGACGGAGAGCCGCCGACAGCCUGUAAUGCUGCGCCGGGUGCGGCAGUCUCUCCGGCAGGUGCUGUUUCUGAUGGCCCGGAGACCGGGUCUACUCUGCGGGGCUAUCGUGCUCGGCGUCCUGCUCAUACUGGCCGUCAAAUUCACAUGCAGCCGGGCUAAAAAUGUGGUGGCAACAGCUCGGCCUCCGGUGCGGUUCUUCUCUGCCGAGGCCCCGGUAGUGGACCUCUACUUGGGUCAGCUAGACCAGGUAGAGCGUCUCAGGAGUAUGGCGGAGGUAUCUCUAAUCUUCUUCUAUGCACCGUGGUGCGCUCACUCGAUGGCUGCCCGGCAGGAAGUGCAGCAGGUAGCUAAGAAGCUGGCCAAGCAGGUGCAGUUUUUGGCUGUUAACUGCUGGUGGAGUCACGGGAAAUGCAGGAGGCAAAACCGCUUCUAUCAGUACCCGAUCAUCCAUUUGUUUUAUAGAAGGUUUGGGCCAAUAGAGUACAAGGGUCCAUUAGUGGCUGCCUACGUGGAAAGUUUUAUCCUCAGAGUCAUCACACCGCUCACUUACCUCCCAUCCAGAGCCACACUUGAAGAGUUCCUCUCCUGUCACGAGCCUCGAGUGGUGGGUUUCUUCCAGUUUCACUCCUCACCUCAGCCACCGGGGUACAUCACAUAUCUGUCCUCGGCCCUGCAGGCCCUGAAAAGGGAUUUUCGUGGUGUUGUUCGUUUUGGGGUCAUAACAAACAAACAGGUGGCGGGGGCCAUUUCACUCACAGAAGAUGAAACCGUUUACCUUUACAGAAAAUUAAACUCCUCUUUGAUCUUCCCUCGAAGGGAGCGCAACUUCACAUCAGAGGCCAUCUGUAGCUGGGUGUUUGAACACCGCAAGACCGUCCUCCAUUGGCUGCAGCCUCCAGGAACAAAGUCCCGCCUCCUGGAACAUGAGCUGACUAAAGGUCCGGCACUGCUGCUGUUCCUGCCACACAAUCCCCUCGGGUCCAAUCCCAGUCCCAUACUACAGCAGGUUGCGGACAUUGCUGUGCGUUAUCAUUCCUGUGACAACAAUAACCACUCUAGCUUGGACAAAAGUUUCACCUCGCUUUGCUGCCAGUCAGUUCUUCUUCCAAAGUCCAGUACAAGUGUGUGUGAGGUGUGCCUCAGCUUGUCACAAUCCAUCCUGACCAGCUCCUCUGUAGGUUGCUCGUUCCCCUCCACGGCUCAGGGAGGAGACCUGCUGCAUUCUUAUCUCAGAAACUGCUGCCUGCACCAAGUGUCUGCACCCAUGUCCAUAAAAACCACAACCUUAGUGGUCUGUAGCAACUUUCUGAACAGCUACAGCCCAUUUAGUCAAUACAGUGCCUGCUGUAGAAAAGUAGAACCUCAACUCAAUGAUUCACAAGCCAAAGAGGAGCCAGACAUGCAAAGAGUUCCCCUUACGCCUGCUUCUUCGUCCAGCCUUCCAUCCUCUGGCCCUCAGCAGGGAGGAGACGGCAUCACAGGGCUCCGAUGUCGGACCAACAGGACGCUCAGGUUUUAUGUGCUGGACGUUGCUCUGAACUGGCCUCUGGCGAUGAGGCUUGGAGCAGCAGGCAACAGAAGUGCUCCUCUUCACCAGGAGGCUGAUGCACAAGGGAAUGGGAGCGGUGACGGGUCGUUUGCAGCUAUUGUGAACCUGAAGGAUGAGGUUCAUUAUGUUCUCCACCGCAACCCAGCAACCACACUGACAGAGUCUCUGGAGGCCUUCAUCAGGAACUUCAGUGCUCCGUACAGCCUCUUGCAGAGACACUUGGUCGGAGAAGAAGACAGCAAAAGUGGCGAGGGGGAAACCAGGCAUCCAGACGAACACCAGCACUCGCCCCGGCGCCCCCUCAUCACAGAACUGACAACCUCCACCUUCCUGCCUUCCGUCAUGGACCUCCAGAAGGACGUGCUGCUGUUCUACUACACUCAGUGGUGUGGAUUCUGCUCUGUUCUCAACCACAUCAUCAUCCAGCUGGCCCGAUUAUUACAGCAAGGAAACAGCACAAUCACUGUUGCCAGGGUGAAUGUUGCACGUAAUGACCUUCCAUGGGAGUUCAUGGUGGAUCACGUUCCCUCUAUUCUUCUCUUUCCCAAAUACAGAAAACAAUUUAGUGUGAAGUUUCCUGACGAACUGCCCAUCACAUUACCCAACCUCCUUCACUUCAUCCUGCAGCACUCCGGCUAUGUAGAAUAUGCAGACAAACCAGUGACAGCUCCCAGCGAGGCAGAGGGCCCAGGACCCGGUGCCAUCUUCCGUGCAGAGUUUCUGGCACUCCAGCAUGAGGUUCAACUGCUGCAUCAUGCCCGCGAGCGUCUCUCCCAACAGCUGGCGCAGCUGUGGCGUGACAACCGGCGACUAACAUUUGACACUCGCAGCUUAGAAGCCCAGAACGCAGAGCUGAAGCAAGAAAGGCAAAGCUUGGAGGAACAGCACCGGGAGAAAAGCAGGCAGCUUGGGGAGGCAGUGAGACGGCUGCAGGAGCUGGCAGACGCCUCCGAAAACCUGCUGAAUGAGAACACGCUGCUCAGGGUCCUCCUGAGGGCUCUGAAGGACAGGACGGAGGCUAAAGAGCAGGUGGAAGCGGAGAGAAAAGAGGCAGAACAGAAAAGAAGCCAUAUGGCCUCCUGACGUCGAAGUCUGCAGGGAAUCCCGAGAGCGAGAGAAGAGGAAGGGAGAGGAAAGACGGCCAGAAAAUGAAGGGAGGACUGAAAUGGAUGAGAAUGAGCAGCGGUUAGACCUGUGAUGUUGUGAAACAGGAGGGAUUUGGGAGAUCAUGUGACACCCACAGGGCUGUGACCUAAUAAAUUCAUUCAUGGGAGAAAAUGAGGAGAAAAUGACAGUUGUGAUCCGUCAGAAGAAAAAGCGUAAGACUGCUGCCAAGUCAGGACAGAAGUCAGGAAAGGUGGAUAAGUAGUGAGGGAAACAGCAGUGUUUGUCACAGAGUACUUCGUUCGAGUGCUGUGAUGAUGAACGUGGGUCAUAGGAACACACUAGCAUGGGAAUUAAGUGCCAACUAUCCAUUUAAAACUACUCAGUUCUAAAACUGCGCUUGCAAAAAGGUAAUGUCUGUUGGACGGUGAAGACGUAACUACAAACACCCUGCAGCCAAAUUCUAGACCUUCCCUGAGUCUCAAAUAACAGCAGUGGCCAGCAGCUCAUUACUCAUCAAAUAUGAUUUAUUACUCGUCACUCUUUUCAAAUGUUGUAUUAUUACUUUAUGUAUUAAUCCCUGCCGGCAAUAGUUUGUGUGUGAAUGUCAGGCGAAUCACAGCUGAGGCUUCAAACUAUCUGCUUUUUUUCUGCAGCCUAAUCAAUAAAAGUUACAGGCGAGAAGACACUCGCGGGAUUUUGAUUGCGGGACAAAAUUUUAAACAACUUCUGUCUUUUAAAAACGACAUAAGUAGUAAGGUUUUAAGUAGUUAUUUAAGAUAUUAUUUUGGGGGAGUAACUGUAAUAAUAUUACUGAAAUUUAAUACUAAUUAGUUACACUACUUAUUACUGGUGAAAGUUACAUUAUUACUAGUGAUGUUGCUGCCCAGUACUGGUGGUCAGCACAAACAAAUAAACACCAGGUUAAAGAGGAAACACUGAGUUGGUUGAACUUCACAUGGUGAAUUGACAGCACCAAUUCCAUCAGUAUAACCAUAAUGUUACAGUCAUCAGUCUGCUGCUCUCUGUCUUUUUUAACACAAUGUUUUUCAUACUAAUAAAAAAAUUCCAGUUGUUCCGUCUUUUUGCGGCGCUCCUGAUACAUUUGAAGCUAGCUACGUCAUCAGAACUCAGCACUUCCGGGGGUAAAAAAGGCAAAGUGGAACGCCUGACUGGGUGUGCUCAUGGAAUUAGUGCUGUGGAAGUGUACUGAAUUUAUCUGGACAAACUGUGAAUGUGGACGUAAUUUUUAGUUUGCAUUAACUGGGCACUCCCUCCAGGAUUGCACAGGCUUUUUUGGGGGGUAUUGUUGCAGCCUACCUGCCUGAUUUCACAGCAGCUGUUCUAAAAAAAGGAAAUGACGUUUUUAGGGGGGGCUUUUGCAAUGAAAUUAUGGGAUAAGCAAAAAUAAUUGCUUUUUUUGUAUAAUUAAUUAGAAAUGGUAGGCAGAAGAGAAUAAAGUCACUAGCUGUCGGCGUAUGGCUCAACUUUUUCCUCUGGAAACUAGAUGAUUGGAGGUGAUAAGACAACAUUUGCUUUGGUUGAAUUUCUGUUAAAUGUUCUGUUAAAACUUCCUGGAGGGACUGACUAGGAAACAGGAAAUAUUAGAAAUAAAUACAGAGUUCUCUCUGCCACUGAAGUAAAUAUAAAUGCCACAAUCUAUAUUUGAGAAUUUCCACUGUGCACUCGCCUGCUGCCCUACAAGCUGAAAGACGAUGAUGAUAUUUUCCCAACAGUCCUUUUGCUUUUAAAUUAAUGUACAGCAGCAGGCGAGUUCAUGGCUGCAGGGAUGUAGAGUUUGACUGCAGGGGGAGAGGGCUACUAGUGAAGCUGAGACUUAUUUAAUACUGAAGGUGUCGCAACUGCUCGCCGAUCUGCAGGUGAGCCUAAGAGCACUUGAAAUAAUUAGCAAGAUUUCCUUUUUAUUUUGAAAGGGAUAUAGUUCUUUUGUUAAACUGAUCUAUUUUUACAGGAAUCCUUGAGUCACUAAAAUAUUAUUUCUAUGUAACUAUUCAGGUAUUAAGAAUGAGAUGCUGCAAUUGUUUACAUGUGAAAUAUUGCACCUGUUUUUACUGAUUAAAAGUCUUUCAUCUUAUUGUC